Molecule: messenger RNA, 291 nt
Organism: Lachancea thermotolerans CBS 6340
Lineage: Eukaryota; Fungi; Ascomycota; Saccharomycetes; Saccharomycetales; Saccharomycetaceae
Gene: YSF3
Product: U2 snRNP complex subunit YSF3
Exons: 2
Coding region: 1-291 (96 amino acids)
Biological process (GO): mRNA splicing, via spliceosome
Cellular component (GO): U2 snRNP; precatalytic spliceosome
Source: RefSeq, a predicted model, not a curated record
AUGUCCGACAAACAUAGACAGAAGCAGCUGUUUCAGGCUAUGAAACAGAAGCACUUAGGCUUGGGGACAGAGGCAACAACAACCGAAGAAUGGAUGACUCAUGUACAUAGAGACACCUACUAUAGUUUGGCUUCACAUAGCUCAAUGUUGGAGUACUUGGCACUCUCGCAAGGGGACUCUAGCAAAAGAGUAACAGAGCUGCGAUUGAUUGAGAAGAUGUGUGGCGGACUCAGUAGUAAGCGCGCACGCGGAGAAAAUCGGGCGGAAAUACCUUUUAAACAAACAAAAUAG